ACACACACACACACACACACAUAAAGGCGGGCACAACAACAAUACCUAAAACGUAAACAAGGUUUGCCUUUUGCCUUUACCCACACAAGUUCUUGAAAAGAAGGCUUGCCACCGAGGCAUAAAACAUAAUAUUGAAACUGUCGACCGAAAAAGGGACUCGGUUUGACACGAGGAGGAAUUGUUAUUCGUUUAUUCUUUUUGUUGCACAUAGCGUGAGUGUGUGUGUUUAUAUACUGUGGUCUUGUUUGCAUAAACGAUGAGUAUGGAUGAUACGCGAAAGAGGGUACAGGAUCAUUUAAAAAACAAAUGUCGAGUUUCAUCCAUGACGGCGCCUCAGGAAUGGAUCGAUGGCUGUAUUGCCUUUUACAGGGGUUCACAUUCCAAAACAAAUCUCCCCGAUCUACUGGAAUUUGUUGCUCAACAAUGGUUUCUCAUGGAUUUUGUAUCAUUGGAACUCAAAUCACUUCCCAUUAACUUGAAUAAAUCAACUCUGGCCAACUUGACAGAGAAUUAUGUCCUUCAGUUGAUGUCUGUCCUCAACAUUGGUCAGUCUGCCUAUUCCCAGCACACCAAAAUCACAAAGGGACUGGAGAGCAACAGUGAAGUCUCUGCGGACAAGAAAAUACCUUCGAAAUGGGAACCAAAGAACAGGAGGAUGCUGUUGCUUGACCUAACGGAUGGCAGUCAAAGCAUCCAAGCCAUGGAGUACACCCCCAUCCAUCACCUGCACUUGGACUUGAUUCCUGGGACCAAAGUCCUCGUCAAGGGACCAGUGGAGUGCCGCCGUGGGGUCAUUCUUCUCCGUUCCAACAACAUUGAACUUUUAGGUGGAGAAGUGAGUGACCUAGUGCAAAAAAACGCUCCCGAGAACAUCCUGGCACGUCUGCUUGACAAGCCAGAGAACCCCAACCCAGUCUACGGUACCUACACUGCGCAGACAUUAGCAACCGUCAACGACGUCGAACAAGAUGGAGAUGAUGAACCCUCCUCCGCCAAAUGCGGAAACAACACGGAGCAACAACAAAGAGGCGUCUGUCGAAACAAGUCCGCGUCGGCCAAUCAAGGCACGUGUAGCGUCGCCAAACAGAAAAGGAACGACGACGAUGACCUCAAACCCUGGAGUGCUUCCUUUCCGCCGGCUAAGAAAAUCCAGCAGAGGGCCAUACGAGCCAAAGUCGAGGAGGAUAUGUUUCCGGACGACGAUGACGAUUACAUUUUCCACACGGCAUCAGCAGGAGAUGAAGACAUGUUCCCGGACGAUGAUGAUGACAUCCUUUUCACAGCUGGCAACCUUGCCGUCCCGGUGGGGCAGUCGGAAGAAGACGCUGGGCGUCGAGUCAAAAUCAGUGGACCUUUAACUACGUCGACAACAGCUGGCCAAGCUAAACCUAUUAUUGUCAACAGACCUUUCACUUAUUUGUCGAGUUACAUCAAAACAAGGACGGACAGGGCGGUCAAUAAUGUCAAAUGUGAAGAGGAAUUCAUCUGUGUCAAGGGAUUCGUAGCGACGAUUAAAAGCAAAUUAGAAGCGGCUAGAACAGAGAUUGGGACAAUCCAGUGGAAAUUAUCAGCCAUUAUUAAUGACGGAUCGGCUGCGUUGUUUGUUGAUUUCGGUCCGGAUGUUUUGGAGAAUCUGAUUGGAUAUUCACCGCCUGCUCUCAAAUCAAUGAUGGCUGCUAGUGGCGGCGAUAGUAAACGUAUCGGAGCACAAGUAUUGGAAGAAGCCAAGCAAAAGCUCAUCCGUUUGAAUUGCCUUCUCCACAUCCGAUGGCCGGCUAGUGAUGCUGAUCGAGACAAGUGCAGCGCAGCCGGAAUUCCGGCCACAAACCAUAAGUUGCCCGUUGUCUACCGGUUGGAGGACAUUGAGCGUCGUCAUCUCGAAAUGUUACAACUUUUGUGAUUGGUUCGCACACAUACACUAUCUAGCACUUUAGACGUGAGCUUUCUACGAGAUCAUAAUGGAAGAAAACAUUAAGAAUGGCGACGACCGUGCCUGGGCUUACACACAUUAUAUGUGUGUGUGUGUGUGUGUAUACAGUGUGUGUGUGUGUACCUGCUGCCAGAAACAGCUGGAUCGAUCGGCUGCCUCCA
Molecule: messenger RNA, 2091 nt
Organism: Daphnia carinata
Lineage: Eukaryota; Metazoa; Arthropoda; Branchiopoda; Diplostraca; Daphniidae
Product: recQ-mediated genome instability protein 1-like
Exons: 6
Coding region: 257-1900 (547 amino acids)
Biological process (GO): double-strand break repair via homologous recombination; resolution of meiotic recombination intermediates
Cellular component (GO): RecQ family helicase-topoisomerase III complex; nuclear body
Molecular function (GO): nucleotide binding
Source: RefSeq, a predicted model, not a curated record